This is a messenger RNA of Lagenorhynchus albirostris (white-beaked dolphin), 357 nucleotides long. Its product is annotated as DPEP2 neighbor protein-like. The transcript has 2 exons. The record is from RefSeq and is a predicted model, not a curated record. Lineage: Eukaryota; Metazoa; Chordata; Mammalia; Artiodactyla; Delphinidae. Bases 1 to 357 code for a protein of 118 amino acids.
AUGUGUGACCGGAUAGUGUAUGUGUACUCUAACCUGUGCUCUGUUCCCUGGGUGGGCACUGCAGCAGCUACACCCAGACCGGGCAUCUCUACAGAAGUAGUGGCUCCCGUUUCUCCUCCUACACCUGGUCACUACCAUGUCCUCUACCGCGGGUGUGGAGAAACGCAGUUGGGCCGGCAUGGGGAGACAUACUGCCUGGUUGGUGGCUACCGGGCCUACGGCGAUGUUCCUUUGGCCACGCCAGCAAAGGUGGAAGCAGAGAAGCCAGUCCCCAGACGUGCUCCCAAGAGAAAGCACUCUCCGGAAAUGCCGGACGAAGACCUGGGUUGCUCCAGACCCAAAAUCCGGCGAUUGUAA